AUGGGAAUAAGAAAUGAAGCAACAGUGGAAGAAGCAGUGCUUAAAGCUAGAAGAAGAAGGCAUCGAAAUACGUUGCUAACUGAAGUGGAGGCAGAGCUGACUAAAGUAGAAGAGAAGAUAUGCAAAAAUUCAGAAGAUGUGUGUCUAUGGAAAUAUAAAUCAGGAUUUAAAGAGAAAUUUUCAACUCGGGAGACCUGGGAGUUACUAAGAGAGGAACAUACUCAUUGUAGUUGGGGGAGAGGUAUAUGGUUCGCGCAAGCCACUCCUAAGUUUGCUUUCUUGACUUGGCUAGCAAUGCUUAACAGACUUGCAACUAUGGAUAGAAUUGAGAAAUGGAGUCAAGGUGUGGAUGUUACAUGUGUUCUUUGCAAGAGUGCUGGAGAAUCCCGCAAUCACUUGUUCUUUGAAUGCUCAUACACGUCUCAGCUUUGGGAGCAUCUUGUAAAGGGGAUUCUGGGAAGAGAUUUUACUACAGACUGGUCGGAAGUUGUGGUGUUGUUAUCACGGGUUGAUAAUGACAAGAAGAGAUCUUUCUGUACUCGAUAUGCUUUCCAAGCUAUUGUGCACACAGUAUGGAUGGAGAGAAACAAAAUAAGACAUGGUGAGAAACCUUUACCUCUGGAAGUAAUGAAGAAGCGGAUUGACAAAGGAGUUAGGAACAAGCUAAGCAUAAUGAGAUUGAAAGGAGGAAAGGGUAUGGAGAAUGCUCUUCAAUAUUGGUUUAGUACAAGAGUGUAG
This is a messenger RNA of Brassica napus (rape), 738 nucleotides long. RefSeq lists its product as uncharacterized. NCBI's taxonomy places the organism in Eukaryota, Viridiplantae, Streptophyta, Magnoliopsida, Brassicales, Brassicaceae. The coding region runs from base 1 to 738 and encodes 245 amino acids. The record is from RefSeq and is a predicted model, not a curated record. The transcript has a single exon.